ACUUUCCAUUCUUCAUACGCCUUCUCUAUUUCUUCUUCUUCACCUUCUUAAUUCUCUAUUUCUGUAGCUCUUAUUUAUUUAAUUUUUUGUUUAAUUAUGUCUGACAAACAAGCUCACUUGAAUGGAGCCUAUUACGGCCCAUCAAUUCCGCCUACCAAACAGUACCACCGCCCGGGCCGCGGCUCUGGUUGCGGCUGCGGCUGCUGCCUCUUGAGCCUCUUGUUCAAACUCAUUAUUACCGUCGUCUUCAUCGUCGGCCUUGCAGCCUUGAUCAUCUGGCUCAUCUUUCGCCCCAUUAACCCCAUAAAGUUCCACGUCACUGACGUCUCUCUAACCGAGUUCAACCUCACCUCAAACAACAACCUCCAAUACAAACUUGCAGUGAACAUCACCAUUCGGAACCCGAAUAAAAAGAUCGGUGUAUACUACGAUCGUAUCGAGGCCAGGGCUUAUUACGAAGGGCAGAGGUUGGAUUCGAAUGAGUUGACUCCAUUCUAUCAAGGCCACAAGAAUACCAGUGUUAUAAGUACAGUUUUUGAAGGUCAGCAGCUGUUGCUCGGUGAAGAUCUUCAAGACUUUAACAAAGAGAAGCCGACGGGGAUUUACAGCAUUGAUGUAAAGCUUUACUUGAAGAUUAGAUUCAAGUUGAGCAAGUUCGUCAAGACUCCCAAGUUUAAGCCCAAAAUCAAGUGUGAUUUGAAGGUUCCUAUGAGUAAUUCUAAUGAUACGGCUCCUGCUGGUUAUAAAGCUACAAAAUGCGACUUGGAUUUCUGAUGAUCGGAGUGCCGAUGUUGUUGUUGAUGAUGUUUGAUUGAGUCUUCAGUAUUAUUUCUUUUUUCUGGGUUUAUUAUUCAUUUGUUAUUUAGCGUAUAGAUCAUGGUCGAUAUUCACUUUAUUUUUGUUCUACUCGUUCUAUUUAGAUGAUGUUAAAUUUGUUACGUUUCCUCCUGUGAAUAAAUAAUAGAUUUAUAUUAUAUUUAUAUUA
Pistacia vera is the source of this 985-nucleotide messenger RNA. RefSeq names its product NDR1/HIN1-like protein 3. Bases 97 to 774 code for a protein of 225 amino acids. Gene Ontology annotation, biological process: defense response to other organism. The record is from RefSeq and is a predicted model, not a curated record. Lineage: Eukaryota; Viridiplantae; Streptophyta; Magnoliopsida; Sapindales; Anacardiaceae. The transcript has a single exon.